UAACCUGAAAGGGGCGUGGCCAGCUGUAACGUUAGCAACCACGCAGAACGGCGAAGAGCGGCUGACGUUACUUCACAGCAAGGCGCUCCGCGAAUCUAAAAACCCGAAUCUUUAAAACAUUGGAGUGGAUCUUAUCUCAUUUUCCAGGAUCGUCGAUAUUUGAACGUCAAGCUUCCGUGGGCUGAGCGAUGCCAUUGGCCACCAGCUGCGACUGCCCCCACCUGGACUGUGUGGGGGAGAUCACCAAGGAAGAACUGAUCCAGAAGUCCCAUGGCCAGUGUCAAGACUGCAAAGUCGGAGGACCCAAUUUGUGGGCGUGUUUGGAGAACGGCUGUGCUUACGUAGGCUGCGGAGAGUCUCACGCUGACCACAGCACGGGACACUCGCAGGAGACGGGCCACAACCUGACGGUGAACCUGACCACACUUCGAGUGUGGUGUUACGCCUGCGGCAAGGAGGUGUUCCUGGACCGGAAACUCGUCCCUCAGCCCCUGCAGUCCAGCAGCAAGCUCCUCCCCUCCUCUCCGAUUGCGGCCCAGACACGCAACAGUUCUGCCGUGAGCCCUACAUCGCUCCGAGUUUCCCCAAAUGGUGUCUGUGAAGACCUGGACAUGGAGACGGAGGAAGAGGACGACAUCCGAGCUCGAGGCCUAACGGGACUAAAGAACAUUGGCAAUACGUGCUACAUGAACGCCGCCCUUCAAGCCCUGUCCAACUGUCCGCCUUUGACGCAAUUCUUUCUGGAGUGUGGUGGCCUGGUGAGGACGGACAAGAAGCCAGCGCUCUGCAAAAGCUACCAGAAGCUGGUGUCGGACCUUUGGCACAAGAACAGACCCUCCUAUGUGGUCCCUACUAGUCUGUUCCAGGGAAUUAAAGCCAUAAACCCAAUGUUCAGGGGAUAUUCUCAGCAGGACUCGCAGGAGUUUCUGCGCUGCUUGAUGGACCAACUUCACGAGGAGCUGAAGGAGAUACUACCUGAGCCGUACGAGCAGUCCAGUGACAUUACGAUAGGCGACUGCCCGGAGCAGGACAACCGUAGCCAGUCGGACAAUGACUUCCAGUCGUGUGAGUCAUGCGGCAGCAGCGAGCGGGCCGAAAACGAGGCGCAGCCCGCCAGCAUGCCGUCAGACAACGAGAUGGAGAUGCUGAUUCCCGAGCAAGAUGACAUCCAGGCCAAUAGGGAGUGGCAGAAAGAGAAGAACAUGAUCAACGACAUCUACCGCUGCGGCGUGAACGAUGUCAUGGAGGACAACAACACAGGGGACAUGGACAAGGAUGUGGACACCACCACAGAGACCAACACCAUCAUCAGCAGUCAGGGACACAUUAAAGUGCAAAGCAGGACAUCAGAAUCUUUUCCAGACAUCCAAAUAUCCAAACUCGCAAGACCCCAAAGCCCAGUGCCCAUGGAGGGGCACAUUUCCAAAAUAUCCACCAGUCCACCCAAAGCUUCCUCUGUCUGGCCUUGCCUCAACGCUGCACACAAGAAAGCAGUCAGCACCUUCUCCCCACCUAAGAGCAAGUGUCAAAAGAAAUACCGCAGCGUCAUCUCGGACGUCUUUGACGGGACCAUCGUGAGCUCGGUGCAGUGCCUCACCUGCGAUCGGGUGUCCGUCACAUUGGAGAACUUCCAGGAUAUCUCCUUACCCAUCCCGGGCAAGGAAGACCUGGCCAAGCUCCACUCCUCCACUCACCAGACAUCCCUGGUCAAAGCCGGCUCCUGCGGGGAAGCGUACGCGGCGCAGGGCUGGAUCGCCUUUGUCAUGGAGUACAUCAAGAGCUGGUUCUGGGGUCCAGUGGUGACGCUACAAGAUUGUCUGGCAGCCUUUUUUGCCAGAGAUGAGCUGAAAGGAGACAACAUGUACAGCUGUGAAAAAUGCAAGAAGUUGCGAAAUGGAGUCAAGUUUUGCAAAAUGCAAAGCUUGCCAGAGAUCCUGUGCAUCCAUUUGAAGCGCUUUCGGCACGAGUUGAUGUUCUCCACCAAGAUUGGCACCCACGUUUCCUUCCCCCUAGAGGGCCUGGACCUGCAGCCCUUCCUGACCAAGGAUAGCUUGGCGCAGACAGCCAACUACGACCUGCUGUCGGUCAUCUGCCACCACGGCACUGCCAGCAGUGGCCACUACAUCGCCUACUGCAGGAACACCGUCAACAACCUGUGGUACGAGUUUGACGACCAAAGUGUCACGGAGGUCUCCGAGUCUUGCGUCCAGAAUGCUGAAGCUUACGUGCUCUUCUAUAAAAAGAGCAACGAGGACGUGCUGAAGGAGCGUAGGAGGGUGUCUGGCUUACUCGACAUGAUGGAGCCCAGCCUCCUGCAGUUCUACAUCUCCCGCCCGUGGUUCAACAAGUUCAAGACAUUUGCAGAGCCGGGGCCUAUUUCCAACGACGACUUCCUGUGCACGCAUGGAGGAGUACCGCCCAACAAAGCGUCCUACAUCGACGACCUGACCGUAAUGCUGCCUCAGAACGUGUGGGAUCACCUUUACAGCAGGUACGGCGGAGGACCAGCUGUCAAUCACCUGUACGCCUGCCACACAUGCCAGAUUGAGAUAGAGAAGCUGGAGAGGCGGCGCAAGUCAGAACUAGACAUGUUCAUCCGGCUGAACAAGGCGUUCCAGGAGGAGGAGUCUCCAGUGGUCAUAUACUGCAUCAGCAUGCAGUGGUUUCGCGAGUGGGAGGGCUUCGUCAAAGGCAAAGACAACGAUCCACCAGGACCCAUUGAUAAUUCCAAGAUAACGGUGAACAAGGGUGGCCAUUUAACACUCAAACAAGGGGCAGACUCCGGCCAGAUCUCAGAGGAGACGUGGAACUUCCUCCACGCCAUCUAUGGCGGUGGACCCCUGGUGACCGUGUGGCCCAACGUGGGCCACCAGGACACCGAGACGUCCCAGUCCGAGGAGAAGAUCGAGAUGGAGACACGCUCUCUUUAAGGCGGCAAGUCCAGCAGGAAGGGAAUGGGUGAUCUUUUUUUUUUAUUUUACUUUGCACUUGACUUUCAUUUUGAUCAAUGAAGCUAAAAGGGAACUCUUCGUCUCCAAGAGGGAACCGAGCUUCCUGGCGUUGUACAGAAGUCUGUAAAAAGAGCUACUGGGUUUUUAUUAGCACUGUAGUCAGCUUGUUUUCACAAUAUUUUAAAUGUGUGCAGCUAAGAAGGAAAAAUAUCCACUGAAUGCCAUAAUGCCAUGUUAUCAUCCUUAUUAUUUUGUCUGUUCUUGUUGAAGCAAAUGAGCACCUAGCACACGUUUUUGUUUUGUUUUCCUGCGAUUUGUUAUUGCAGAUCGUCACAAUAUGUCUUGCUGUUGUAUUCUAGCCAUGUCCAAGGAGGGGAAGAGUGAGACUGAUAUGAAGGGACUAUUUAUUAUUAUGAUCGGUCACGCUUGAAUGUACUGAUGUACUUUGUUGAUUGAGACUCAGCACUUGUCACGGAAAGAAGGGGAAUUUACAGUUUUGUAUCAAAAAGGUAGCUUCACGAUGCAUGCUUUGAACAUUUUCAAAACUAAAUCUCAUGCAGCUCUUUGUAAAUGCUAAACGUGCACGACCCAAUGGGAGUAAUCAUCAUCAUCAUCAUCUGCAGGCUAAUUACGGGCAUUAUUUGGCGUUUGGGCUCUGCUGCUGCAUAUUGGAAGGGAUGCUGUCAUCUUUAGGAGUCAGCAUAUGGACCAGUAAGGAAGAUCAAUUCUGAUUUUUGUUGCCUCGCACAAUUAAAACAAAAAAGUUGAUGAAACCUUAA
Nerophis ophidion (straightnose pipefish) is the source of this 3730-nucleotide messenger RNA. RefSeq names its product ubiquitin specific peptidase 33 (gene usp33). The record is from RefSeq and is a predicted model, not a curated record. Bases 189 to 2930 code for a protein of 913 amino acids. NCBI's taxonomy places the organism in Eukaryota, Metazoa, Chordata, Actinopteri, Syngnathiformes, Syngnathidae. Gene Ontology annotation, molecular function: cysteine-type deubiquitinase activity; zinc ion binding. The transcript is spliced from 24 exons. Gene Ontology annotation, biological process: protein deubiquitination.